Molecule: messenger RNA, 1884 nt
Organism: Venustampulla echinocandica
Lineage: Eukaryota; Fungi; Ascomycota; Leotiomycetes; Helotiales; Pleuroascaceae
Product: PX protein
Exons: 4
Coding region: 1-1884 (627 amino acids)
Biological process (GO): retrograde transport, endosome to Golgi
Molecular function (GO): phosphatidylinositol binding
Source: RefSeq, a predicted model, not a curated record
AUGAUGGAAUCUGUCUACUUAGAUGAUGAUCCUGGUACUGACGCAGAUUGGGAUUAUAUAGAUCCAAAUUACGGCGGUCCUGCGACUCCCUCUACUCUAAGUGACAGCCCUCCCGAGACACGAGGCGAUCCCCGGCCCCAGCAACACCAAAAUGGGGAUGGUGCUGGCGAUGAUGGGGAUGAUGAGGACCGUGAAGCCGCAACGAGGCCUAGAAGGAAGAAGGGUGGUUAUGACAGUCGCAUUGAGCAAAUCCUUUACGAAAACCCAGAGCUCCCCAUCUUGAUCGUCGAUGCGGGAAAGAGUAGCGAGAGCGGAGGAAAAUACAUUGUGUAUACCAUCCGAACUGGCGACCUUGAAGUCCGCCGACGGUAUUCCGAAUUUGCUACCCUCCGAGAUGCCCUCUCCAAGCUUCACCCUACCUUGAUUAUACCACCAAUACCGGAGAAACACUCCAUGGCUGAUUACGCUGCGAACCCCACGAAAGCCAAACAGGAUCAACAAAUUAUUGACCUGCGCAAACGGAUGUUAGCCGUCUUCCUGAACAGGUGUCGACUAAUGGACGAUGUUCGGAACGAUGGGGUUUGGUGGAGGUUCUUGGACCCAAACUCUAGCUGGAACGAGGUCUUGCAUUCGCACCCUGUCGCAUCCAUUCCAAAAUCCGUUCUUAAAGCUCCACCUCUCGACCCCGCCAACCCCUCUCCUGCUCAUGCCUUCCUACCCAUCCCCGCAUCAUCCGCGAAGCUUAAAUCUGCUUCAACAUCAGCUACGAGCCCGCCAGGCAUGGCGAACCAAGCCCCCGAACAUCACACUGGCCCAUCAGCCGCUACACAUACCGCGGCCGGUGGUCAAGUCUUGGGGAGAUUUCCGCCCGCUGCCCAGCAUUUAAGCGAACAUGAUAUUGAUCCCUACUUUAUUAAUUUUGAGGCGUCGACUAAGGAGCUUGAAUUACUUCUUACAGGGCCGAUUGAAAAGGUGAACCGCCGAACAUUAACACACCUAUCGACUUUAUCUACAGAUCUUGCCGAGCUCGGUGCCAGGCUUAACGGAUUUUCUCUUUCAGAACCAUCGCCAUCACUAGCAGCAGCUAUUGAACGGGUGGGUCAAGCUGUGGAUUCGUCUUAUCUUGCAACAGAAGAGCUCUCAGGAUCAUUAGGGGCCAGUUUUGCUGAGCCAAUGCGAGAGAGUGCUCAAUUUGCCGGUGUUCUUCGCGGCGUCCUUCGCUAUCGGGUGUUGAAACGGGUACAGCAGGAGAUGACGAAUGAUGAGCUUGCAAGAAAGAGGGCCCUUCUAGAGUCUUUAGAACGAAGCGAAUCCGAAGCCAACAGAAUCGAGCAAUAUUUGAGUCAUAGCGGCACAGGUAAUCUGCCUCGACGCUCAAAUUCUUCUGCUCGAGAUUCUGCCCCAUCCAGGAGAGAUAACAGCCAGGAGGAUACGGCUUCUAUUGAUUCCGACUUCCCGCCUACUCACGGCGACUCGUCAAACACUCCCUCCGCGGCCCAAGGCGCCCCACAUUCAGAAGGCCAAGAGGCAGCGCAUCGCAAGAGUUCCAGUGGGAACUUCAUAACCAACAAAAUCUUUGGGCGGAUUAGUCAUGCCGUCCAUGGAGUCGUUGACGUGGAUCCUGAACGAACCCGACGAGAUCUUAUCGGUAAGACCAGGGAAUCGAUCGGGCAGCUAGAACAGGCCCAGAUGGCCUCGGAACAAGACGUCCGGGAUGCUAGUACCGGUAUCUUGAAAGACUUGAAGCGAUUCCAAGCGGAAAAAGAAGAUGAUCUAAAACGGUAUAUGCUUGCCUAUGCCCGAAGUCAAAUCGAGUGGGCCAAGAAGAACAAGGAGACUUGGGAGGAGGCCACAGCGGAGAUCAACAAGAUAGAUGAGGGUUGA